This is a messenger RNA of Rotaria socialis, 603 nucleotides long. The record is from the annotation of a GenBank genome assembly. Lineage: Eukaryota; Metazoa; Rotifera; Eurotatoria; Philodinida; Philodinidae.
AUGACAGCCACAGAAAACGAUCAACACUUCAAGAUAUUACUCAUUGGUGACUCAGAUGUUGGUAAAACGAGUCUUAUAACGCGUUUCACUAAUGAUACAUUCAAUGAGAGCUUGAAACCAGCUAUUGAUGUCGAGUUCACGACGAAGUUGAUUGUAAUUGAUGAAGAACCAUUGAGAUUACAAAUUUGGGAUUCAUCGGGUCAAGAACAACAUCACAUUGUCUCAAGUGCUUACUGUCAAGAUGUGCAAGGUAUCAUCAUGGUUUUUGACGUUACGAAAGCUGAAUCGUUUGAGAAUACAAAAUUGUGGUUACAGGUAAUCGAACAACAUUCGGGUGAAAAUGAAAAGAAAUUAUUAAUUGGUAACAAAUGUGAUUUAACGUAUGAUAGGGUUGUUGGUCAUGAAACAGCUAAAAAAUUCGCUGAUUCAUUAAGUAUGCCUUACCUAGAAACAUCAGCAAAACGUUCAAUUAACGUUGAACAAGCAUUUACAAUUUUAGCUGCUGAGCUUAUGUCGAUUCCUAAGAUAGAGGCAUCUUGCAUGAGUUAUCAGUUGACAACUGAACCGACAGCAAGUACGACUCUGACCAAAUCUGAAUGGUAA